AUGAAGACUACCGCAAUUCUCGCAGCCAUGUUGGCUCCCAACAUGGUCUUUGGGCUUUUGAACCCUAAGAUGGUGGCCAAAGGCAAGAAGUAUUUCGGAUCUAUCGCGGAUCCUAACACCUUGUCCAAUAGCAAUGUUCAGACUAUCCUCAACUCUGAUUUUGGCGCAAUCACCCCUGAGAACAGUAUGAAAUGGGAUGCGACUGAACCUUCCAAGGGAUCAUUCACUUUUACGAACGCUGACCAGACUGUUGCCUUUGCCACAAACAACGGUCGUCUCAUUCGUGGACACACUCUUGUCUGGCACUCACAGCUCCCAUCGUGGGUCUCAGCUAUCAACGACAAAGACACUUUGACUUCCGUCAUUAAAAACCAUGUCACGACCCUUAUGAGCCGGUACAAGGGCAAGAUUUACGCCUGGGACGUUGUCAACGAGAUUUUUGAUGACAGCGGCAACUUCCGUAAUUCGGUCUUCUAUAACGUCCUCGGCGAGUCCUUUGUCGACAUUGCCUUCAUUGCUGCCCGUGCAGCUGAUCCUGCUGCGAAGCUCUAUAUCAACGACUAUAACCUUGAUGGACCCGGCGCAAAGAUCAACAGUCUUGUUGCACUUGUCGGGAGGCUUAAGUCCCGUGGUGUUCCCAUCGAUGGUAUCGGAACUCAGGCACACUUGAUCCUUGGUCAGGUUGGCGGCGUUGCUGCUCAAUUGCAAGUCCUUGCAAACACUGGUCUCGAUGUUGCAAUCACCGAGCUUGAUAUUCGCAUUCCGAAAGAUGUUACCUCUGCGAAACUGGCCCAGCAGCAGACCGACUACAACACUGUCACAAAGGCUUGCUUGGGAGUUAGCAAGUGUGUUGGUAUCACCGUCUGGGGUGUCAGUGACGCAAACUCUUGGGUCGAUAGCACCUUCCCAACAUACGAUUCCCCACUUUUGUGGGAUGAUUAUUUCAACAGGAAGCUCGCCUAUACCGGUGUCGAUUCUGCGUUGACCUAA
Morchella importuna is the source of this 990-nucleotide messenger RNA. RefSeq lists its product as uncharacterized. NCBI's taxonomy places the organism in Eukaryota, Fungi, Ascomycota, Pezizomycetes, Pezizales, Morchellaceae. The transcript has 4 exons. The coding region runs from base 1 to 990 and encodes 329 amino acids. Gene Ontology annotation, molecular function: hydrolase activity, hydrolyzing O-glycosyl compounds. Gene Ontology annotation, biological process: carbohydrate metabolic process. The record is from RefSeq and is a predicted model, not a curated record.